UUCACCCUAGGCAUCUAUGUAGAGUUAUCGCCGUCCACCACAGCCAUCAGCAGGUACCAGAAGUACGGCACGGUUUACCCACCCAGGUAGCCAGCCCGUACAGACCGCAAAAUGCUAGAUAACAAAAUUGCGAGCAAUUUCCCUCAGGCCCCAGCAAUUGCGAGGAGAUUGCACCAGGGAGCCAAUCCAGGGAGAUCCAGUCAGAGGUGCAGGAGGUGCUGGCGGAGGGGGGCAGCAGGACGGCUCGAGAUCAUGGCCAAGGCGACGUCAACAGUGCCCAACCCCCACCGUACCCCAGAAUCCCCCACCAAACCCCAUAGUUCUCCACUGGAAACGGCAGUAGAUGCAUGGUGCCACGCGAGCACUGCCUAUUCGGGAAGUGGACGAGGCCCACUCCACCACGGGGCAGUUCUGGGGAAACCACAGCCGGGCGUGCAGUUAGGACUAGAAGAAUGUGGUGGGUGGUGGGGGGUUAGGAACAUGGCUACCGAAGAUCGGAUGGGGGAAAGAUAACGAUCGGGAGAACUAAGGGAGCUAACCUGCGGUUGCCCGUGGGUGCUAGCGCAUAACCCGCAAAUGCCCUGUGGAAUAGG
Molecule: messenger RNA, 593 nt
Organism: Suhomyces tanzawaensis NRRL Y-17324
Lineage: Eukaryota; Fungi; Ascomycota; Pichiomycetes; Serinales; Debaryomycetaceae
Exons: 2
Coding region: 112-513 (133 amino acids)
Source: RefSeq, a predicted model, not a curated record